AUGCAUCAGUCCUAUCAGCUUCGGACACAAAUGGUACGGGAAUUGUGCCUAUUUUUUGGUCUGUUCAUGGUCCCCCUGAUUUCUGGAGCCGCCACCUUCAACCCGACCUUGAUAUGCGAACUGGUGGUCAAUGGGACCAAGAUGAACGAUCCGCGGGCCUGCAAUGCGUGGAUUCAGUGCAUCGAUGGGCAGCCAGUUGGUGGAACCUGUGGAACUGGAUUUUUCUACGACAGGGAAAGCAAGCAGUGCCAGAGUUCGGGCAGUGUAAAGUGCCUGUCCAGCGAUCCUUGCGCAGCUCUGGCCACCGGAUUUGCUGCCGACCCGUACUCCUGCAAUGGGUACUAUUACUGCAUAAAUGGCAAGGGAAACCACGGUGUGUGCCCUACGGGAAUGAACUUCAAUCCGGGGACGCAAGACUGCAUACGGGAUUAUCCGUGCUCGGAUAAAAUGGACCCGGACAGCUACUGUAACAUCCUGCCGGAUGGUGUUUUCGUCAAGGACAUGGACAACUGCAAUGGCUAUCAGAUGUGCUGGGGUGGCCAGGUGCUGAAUGGCACUUGCCCGGGCACUUUCUACUUCAACGCCGCCACGGCCGCGUGCGAUUAUCCGCAGGAUGUGGAGUGCGAUUUCACCCCAGUGCCGGAUAUCAUCGAAAAGGGAGUGUGUCCGGAAACGGGAGGAUUUAUUUCCGACAACCGGACCUGCAAUGGCUACUUCUACUGCAAGGAAAUGGGCGAUGGAGAGUUUUCCUUGGAGCAUGGCGAGUGCUCCGAUGGUAGAUUUUUCCUGGACACCGAUGGCGGUGCUUGUGUUCCCCGUUCCAAGGUGAAAUGUCCCUUCGAUCGGUGCGUGGGACUGGGCAACUCAAACAUUCAGCUGGCCAACGAGUCGGAUGACGGCUGUCGGGGAUACGCAAUCUGCCAAAAUGGCGUUGCCAUUGGCCAAGGAACCUGUCCCCAGAAGGAGUACUUCGACGAGGUCACCCAGCGCUGCACCACUCAGGCUAUAUCUUAUCCCGCCUGCCAGAUAUCGGAUCAAGCUACGACAGUAAAUGAUGACACUACCACCAAUUCGGUCUCGUGAGCCUUAAAUCAGUAAUCAGUUUUAAUUAGUCACUUUGUGCGUUUUCCAAAAACAUAAGUACAUGAAGAGCUGCUAUCGGCUCCAUUUAAAUAUAAAGUUAACAGUUCAACUCUUGCAUUGGAUUUCUCUGAAUCGAUUUGAUUUGGAAACAAUACACUAACCUACUGCCAGCACAGGUAAACAGACAAAAAUAUAAUCGAAUCACUGUAAUUUUUUUUCCCCAUAUAAUUAAAAUAACUUUAUUUUCUGAAAUUCUGAACACAUCAUCGUAGCAAAAUUCGGCAAUCCAAAGAGUGUUUUACUUUUGACAACAAAAAGUCUGUUCAUUAUUCAAAUUAUAUAACAGACUGUACAAAAUGAGGAAAACUAAUCUAAUUUGUUAACAUACCUACAUUUAUUUCACGGAAACGAAUAAAAAGAGCGUACAAAUUAGGAAAGUCUAUUAUUCUGCUGCAGAGUUCGAAAUGACGAAUAAGUGGAGCUUGGCGAUCGGUGUUCUGCUGGGUCUUCUACUCCUUUUUACUCCCAUCGACUGCCAAAAAUCAAAGGACUGUGCUCCGUAAAUGAAACCGAGGUGUACUGUCCUUGGAUGUGUCCUGAAUCAUGCGAAUAUGAUGGUAACGGAUUCUGUUUUCUGGGUUGCGGAGGUCCUUGCGUGUGUAAACCAGGAUAUAUAGUUUAUGAAAAAACUAAUGCCUGUAUUCUACGAUCUGAUUGCCCAGCAGAUUUAGUGCAAAAGAAAGGGACACGAUACGAUCUCAACUACAGAUAUAAUUAAAAUAUUAAACGAACUCUUUAAUACUAUGA
This is a messenger RNA of Drosophila gunungcola (fruit fly), 1890 nucleotides long. Its product is annotated as peritrophin-44. Lineage: Eukaryota; Metazoa; Arthropoda; Insecta; Diptera; Drosophilidae. The transcript has 2 exons. The record is from RefSeq and is a predicted model, not a curated record. The coding region runs from base 1 to 1083 and encodes 360 amino acids. Gene Ontology annotation, cellular component: extracellular region. Gene Ontology annotation, molecular function: chitin binding.